AUGGUGGAUGAAGGAAAAGAUGAUGCUCAUGUCAAAGAUGCUAAAGCAAGACGACUUAGAAGAAAGGAAAUUCUUCUGUCUAGGUUUCCCAAGAGACGAAAAUCAUCUCUUUCAGCUUCUACAACUCCAUUAGCUGAUAUCACCAACACUAAUUUUACAUCACAGAACACACAAUCAUCUACCAACAGGAACCACAAACUUAUUCCUCCAUUUAGGUUAAUAAGAGACAAUCAGAAACCAAGUUCAAGUGAUAUAACCUCUGCAAGACCGUUUUCAUCCUUCAAUCCAAAUCCUUCUGUGUCAAAUAUUUCUGCAUUAUACAAACAUGGAACACAAACUAGCUUGCCACAAUUGCAUAGUCCUGUUCCAAAUUCAAAAAAUGCAUCCAGAGGUAAUCCAUUCUACAGACCAAAGCAUCCUUUUCCAAUCAAUUCUCCAAAUUAUCAUCGAACAAAUUCAACAUUACAGCAAAGGCCAUUUUCAAUGGAUUCUCCAUCUAUUCUUAGAAGUCAUGAUCUAAUGUCAAAGAGUCCGCCUAAAACCACAACUCCAAAUUUCACGCAACCAACAUCAUCCAACUUCCAGAUUCGAAAUCCAAGAAAAGCCUCUACUUCUCAUAUGACUGGAAUAAAUUUAUUAAAUAGAUUUGAGAUGAUUGAUACAAAUAUUGCAUCAUCUUCAACUGCUGCUGAAAAUGUUGACAUCAAUGAUGAGAGUGAUGGUUCUGCUAAUAGUGAAGAUUUCGAAGCAUACAAUGCAGUUCACCAGAGUGAGAGUGAAUCUUCUGAUGAAGAUGAUUUAACAGGCAGUCAAUUCAGAGAUAGUGCUCAAUACCAUACUCAAGGAUAUUAUGAUAUUGGUGAUCCUGUCAUAGAGUGUCAACGAUGUGGAGCAUGUAUGUGGUAUCAAGAGAGGAAAAAUAAAUCUAGAGAAAGUGCAAAUCCUAAGUUUGGACUGUGUUGUGGUGAUGGAACUAUUCAAUUACCAUAUUUAAGGAAACCUCCUGCAUUGCUCAGCCAUAUCAGGAGAGGUAGAGGACCACCUACAAUUAGGAUUCAAGGACAAGCAUGUCACCGAAUUGGCAGUAUGAUUCCAAUGCCUGGACGUCCCCCAAAGUUUGCCCAGUUAUAUAUAUAUGAUACAGAAAAUGAAUUGCAACAUCGGCUACAAGGUCUCAGCAAUGCAAACCUGCUGGAUAUACAAAUGAUUGCAGCAUUGCAAAAAAUGCUUGAUGAAAAUAAUGUUCAUGCUAAGUCAUUUAGAAUGGCUCGCGAUAGGUUGUCCGAAGGUGAUGUCCAAAAUUUGAAGUUAAAGCUCAUCUCUGAGAGGACAACAGACGGACGUAUCUAUAAUCAACCUACAGUUUCAGAAGUUGCAGCACUUAUACUUGGUGAUGUUGAUUAUGCUCCUAGAAGGGAUAUCAUUAUGGAAACACAAUGUGGUGAGCUACAAAGGAUAGAUGAAUUUCAUCCUGCAUACCUCGCCUACCAGUAUCCACUUUUGUUUCCGUAUGGUGAGGAUGGGUAUAGAGAUGAUGUUAUGCACAGAGAUAAAAAGACAGGCAAAAAACCAAAGAGGGUUCAUCUCACAAUUAGAGAGUGGUUGGCAUUUAGGUUACAAAGCAGACUUUUUGAACCGAUGACAAUCUUGUGUGCAAGAAAGCUAUUUCUACAGUUUUUGGUUGAUUGCUUUACCAUGAUGGAAGCUGAUAGGUUGUCAUGGUUAAGGAAAAAUCAAUCCAAGCUAAGAGUUGGUAAAUACAAGUCUUUGAGUGAGAACCAAAACAAAGAUCAACCAGAGUCAUCAAAACAAGGUAAAAGAGUUGUGUUACCUUCGAGCUAUACCGGUGGUCGAAGGUACAUGGAUCAACUUUACUUUGAUGCUAUGGCGAUAUCGAGUGCGGUUGGAUUUCCAGAUCUGUUCAUAACUUUUACUUGCAAUCCAAACUGGCCAGAAAUUCAAAGAUAUGUAACAUCAAAAGGUCUUAAACCACAUGAUAGACCUGAUAUUAUAGCAAGAGUGUUCAAAAUCAAGUUUGAUCAACUACUUAAAGAUUUGACGAAAAAACACCUCCUUGGAAAGGUCAUUGCAUACAUGUACACUAUUGAAUUUCAGAAGAGAGGUCUCCCACAUGCACACCUUCUUAUUUUCUUGCACCCGUCAAGCAAAUAUCCUACCCCAGAAGACAUAGACAAGAUUAUUUCAGCUGAAAUACCAAGUCCAGAUAACAAUCCACAAUUGUACACAUUGGUGGGCAAUCACAUGAUGCAUGGUCCGUGUGGAUUAGCAAAUAAAAAAUCCCCUUGCAUGAAUAACAAAGACCGUUGUACUAAAUUCUAUCCAAAGAAAUUUCAGGAAUCAAGUAUUGUUGAUCAUGAGGGUUAUCCUGUCUAUAGAAGAAGGGAUAAUGGCAGUCAUAUUUUAAAGAAUGGAAUUGCAUUGGACAAUCGGUCAGUUGUUCCAUAUAAUCCGCAUUUGUUAAUGAAGUAUGAAGCUCAUAUAAACAUGGAGUGGUGCAACCAAUCCAGCUCAAUCAAGUAUCUCUUUAAAUACAUUAACAAAGGGUAUGAUCGAAUAACUGCAGCUGUUGUGUCUGAUGGUUCAACAAGUAGAAGUCCAGAUAACAGUCAGGAUGAAAUCAAGAAGUACCUUGAUUGUAGAUAUGUUUCACCAAGCGAAGCUUGCUGGCGCAUAUUUAAAUAUCCUAUUCAUGGAAGAAAACCAUCUGUUGAAAGGUUAUUUUUUCAUUUGCAAGGCGAACACUCAGUAUAUUUCAAUGAUUAUGAACAUAUAGAUGAUGUGAUGCUGAGACCUUCGGUUACAGAGUCGAUGUUUACAUCGUGGCUGCAGUGCAAUGCUAAGUACGCUGAAGCUAAGACACUUACAUAUGCCAAAUUUGUGUCUAAAUUUGUAUAUGUCAAAGCUAAACGUACUUGGACACCAAGGAAAAGGGGUUUUGCAAUAGGAAGGUUGAUGUGGGUGCCACCAACCACAGGAGAAUUGUUCUACUUGAGACUGAUGUUAACCAAAGUCCAAGGACCAACCUCUUAUGAGGACAUCAGAACUGUUAACAAUGUUUGUUACGACACCUAUAGAGAGGCAUGUUUUGCAAGUGGAUUUUUGAUGGAUGACAAGGAAUACAUUGCUGCUAUUAAAGAAGCAAGUGUUUGGGGUUCUGGACUUUUUCUUAGAUUGUUUUUUGUUACUUUGUUGAUCGCAAGUUCAAUGCACAGGCCAAAACAAGUUUGGGAAAAAACAUGGCAAUGGCUAAGUGAUGGUAUUCUUUAUGAACAAAGAAGAUUGGCAAACAAUCCAGGUUUAAUGCUUACUGAAGAACAAAUUAAAAACUUAACAUUGACCGAGAUUGAAAGGCACAUGGAAAGAAAUAGAAGGAGUUUGAAGGAUUACAAAGGAUUUCCAUAUCCUGAAGGAUACAUUGUCGAACAACUUGGAAACCGACUGAUUUAUGAUGAAUUAAAUUACAAUGUCAACGAGUUGGAUGCAGAAUUUCAACAACUCUUUGCUACAUUAACAGAUGAACAACGCAACAUCUACCAUAAAAUAAUGUCAUCUGUUAGUAAAGAGAAAGGAGGUGUGUAUUUUUUACACGGUUAUGGUGGUACUGGUAAAACAUUUAUGUGGCGAACUUUGGCGGCAAGGAUAAGGAGCCGUGGUAAGAUUGUUUUGACAGUUGCUACAAGUGCUGUAAUAUAG
This is a messenger RNA of Medicago truncatula (barrel medic), 3714 nucleotides long. RefSeq lists its product as uncharacterized. The transcript has 7 exons. Lineage: Eukaryota; Viridiplantae; Streptophyta; Magnoliopsida; Fabales; Fabaceae. Gene Ontology annotation, biological process: DNA repair; telomere maintenance. Gene Ontology annotation, molecular function: DNA helicase activity. Bases 1 to 3714 code for a protein of 1237 amino acids. The record is from RefSeq and is a predicted model, not a curated record.